AUGGCUCACUCAGACAGUGGCUCAGUCAGACAGUGGCUCACUCAGACAGGUGGCUCACUCAGACAGUGGCUCAGUCAGACAGUGGCUCACUCAGACAGUGGCUCACUCAGACAGUGGCUCACUCAGACCAGUGCUCACUCAGACAGUGGCUCAACUAUCAAGGCCACCUCCCCGCUGGUGACCCUAAGAGGACCUAAUAACUCUGUGAGGAAGGGUCAGGUGCCGGAGAACCAACAUUGCCUGGUCCGGCUACUACAUCAAUCCCAACAGGCUGAUGGCUCUGCAUCCAUCACUGCGUGGCUGAAAAAAACCCCCACCCCUCCCCUUCUCGCUGGGACUAUGAAGACCACGCAGCUUCUGCACACUAAGGAUGUAAAUGACAACGUUCCCUUCUUCCUGUCCUCCACCUACGAGGCUACCGUUCCAGAGGGGGCAGAGAUCGGAACAUCGGUGGCCCAGGUUUCUGCUACGGACCUCGACUCAGGCCUCCAUGGAAUGAUAAACUAUGUGAUCUUGAAGGAUGAGAGUGGAGACUCUCAGUACUUCAGUAUUAACUCCUACACUGGGGUCGUACACACCCGCGCCUCGUUUGACCGUGAGCAGAAAGGUUCCUACCUCAUAGAGGUCCAGUCUCAGGACAGCUCCGAGUCAGCCAGGCCUGGACAGCAGGGCCAGCCCAACACUGACACGGCCUACGUACGGAUCCUUGUGACGGACGUCAACGACAACGCUCCGGCUUUCGCCCAAUCGGUGUAUGAGGUGAGCGUGGAGGAAGACAAGGAGGUGGGCUUCGUCCUCAUCACCGUGACGGCCAAUGAUGAAGAUGAAGGUGCCAACGCCAAGCUCCGCUACCAGAUCACCUCUGGCAACACCAUGGGCACCUUUGACGUGGAGCCAGAGGUGGGCACCAUCUUUGUGGCCCAGCAUUUAGACUACGAGAUGGAGCAGCGCUACGAGCUGAGACUGGUGGCCUCCGACGGGAAAUGGGAGAACGAGAGCCUAGUGGUGGUCCAGGUGGUGAACCGCAACGACGAGGCGCCCGUCUUCGGCCAGACAGAGUACCACGCCGCUGUCACAGAGGAGCUGACCGAGCUGCCCGUCUUCGUGCUGGAGGUUUCAGCCACCGACCCAGACCAGGAGGCAGACCAGAGCGCCCUGCGCUACUCACUCCACGGCCAGGGAGCCGACAGUGAGUUCACCAUCGAUGAGUCUACAGGCCGCAUCUACGCCCAACGCCGUCUGGACCGUGAGGAGCGCCCGGCCUGGCGUUUCCUGGUUCUGGCCACCGAUGAGGGAGGGGCGGGACUCACUGGCUUUGCUGACGUCCUUUUGGAAGUUCAUGACAUCAAUGACAACGCACCAGUCUUCCCAUGCCCGGCGCCGGACGCUUCAGGCUGCUUUGUUGGCCACGUGCCUGAGAACUCUCCCGCCGAUACCUCAGUGAUGGAGAUGAGGGCCGCGGAUUUAGAUGACCCCAAGGCCGGGAAGAACGCCAUACUGACCUACUGCAUCGUACAGAACGUUCGCAACGAGAUCAACCUCAAUCUGUUCUCCAUCAACCCUUCAACUGGAACCAUCAGUACAGUUCUACGGUCUCUGGACCGUGAGGUGGAGGACCGCUAUCUGGUUGUGGUUGAGGCCAGGGAUGGUGGGGGCUUGUCYGGKACUGGAACGGCUACUAUCAUGGUGUCAGAUGUGAAUGACCAUCCACCAGUCUUCACCCAGAGGGUCUACAAUGCCCAGGUGACAGAGGACCUAGAGGUAAACAGCGAGGUACUGGCGGUCUCCGCCAGCGAUGGCGACCAGGGUGAGAACGCAGUGGUCACUUUCAGCAUCGUCGGAGGCGACGAGGACAGGAAGUUCUUUGUGGAGACGGACAAGGCGAACCGGCGUGGUGUGGUGCGGCUGAAGAAGAAGAUGGACUUUGAAAAGCCCCACGAGAGAACRUUCAACUUGACUGURAAGGCRGAAGACGCAGACUUCUUCAGCCUGGCAUACUGCCUGGUUCAGGUGGAGGAUUCCAAYGACCACGCACCCGUCUUCUUCCCACAGUUCUAUGAGGCUCCUGCCAUGUCUGAGGACGUGUCUGUUGGCACCAUUGUGGCUCAAGUCACCGCUGCCGAUCUGGACUCAGGACUAAAUGGCCGCUUCUCCUACAGCAUUGCCAAAGAGUCUGACCCCWACGGGCAGUUCCUGGUGGAYCAGUCAGGCUGGGUGGUAGUGGCUGACUCUCUGGACCGGGAAAUGGUAUCCCAGCACAGACUCAUGGUCCUGGCCACCGACACAGGCAGCCCGCCACUCACCGGCACCGCCAUCGUUAUGGUUACCGUACUGGACGUCAAUGACAACGGGCCAGAGUUUGAGGUGCCCUACAAGCCCAUUGUGUGGGAAAACAUGGCUGCCCCCCAGGCGGUGAGAAUAAACGAUACAUCCCUGCUUCUCCACGCAGCCGACCGCGACUCCUCACCCAAUGGUGGACCGUUUUCCAUCCGUCUCCUGAUGUUAACCUCCGAUGCUAACAGCUUCAACCUGACUGACCUGCGCAACGGUAGCGCUGCACUGACUACCCUGCGAACCUUUGACCGGGAACGCCAGAAGGAGUACCGUCUUCCCAUUCUCAUGAUUGACAGCGGGUCUCCUCCAAUGAGCUCAACCAGCACACUGACGGUUGUCAUCGGUGACAGAAAUGACCACCCCCACUCUCCGGGCCACACCGACUUCUUCGUGUACAGCUACCAUGGUGUUCUCCCCACAACAGUGCUUGGACAGGUUCAAUCCCCUGACCUUGACGACUGGAGCGAAAAGGUUUACAGAUUCCAAGGCAAACCCCCCAGCGGGUUGUUCAGUCUGAACCACAACUCAGGCCAGUUGAUUAUCAGAGAGGGGGCCCCUGUGCCGGUGGGUUCCUACAGCCUCGAGGUGCGUGUCUCCGACAAGACCUGGCCCGACGUGACCUCCACUGCGGAGGUCGUCGUCAUGGAGCUGGACGAGGAGGCGGUCCAGAACGCUGGCUCUUUGCGCCUGUCCAACAUCACAGUGGAACAGUUCUUCAGUAGUGCACCGGGUCAGGAGAGUUCUUUCUCCCGCCUGGGUCGUCUCCUCUCCGAGCUUCUCCAGACCGACCGGGACAACGUCCACGUCUUCUCUGUCGCCAAUGGCAACCGCCAGGGUGAGCGCGAGGUCAACGUGUGGUUCGCCGCCCACGGCUCGCCAUACUACAAGACCGAGAAACUCCACGGCAAUGUGAUGCCGCAUAAAGCUAAGUUGGAAGCAGCACUGGGUGUGUCUAUCUCCCAGGUGGGUAUAGACGAGUGUCCCUACACAGACUGCAGUCAGUCGGGCGGCUGCAGCAGCGACGUCACCUUCAGCCUCACCCCCACCGCCCUCAGCUCCGGGAACACCUCCCUGGUGUCUGUCUCCGCCUCCUCUGAGGCACGCUGCGGCUGCAGGGCCAGAGAGAGCCUGCACCAGGCCUGCUCCUCCUACCCCCGCAACCCCUGCCUCAACGGAGGCACCUGUCAGGACAGCGAGCUGGGAUACAGGUGCAAGUGUCCACCCAUGUUUGACGGACCUGAGUGCCAGCAGACCAAGCACUCCUUCCACGGCCAGGGUUACGCCUGGUUCCCUCCCAUCAGGCCUUGCUUUCAAAGCCACAUCUCAUUGGAGUUCAUAACCGAGUCAGCCAAUGGGCUGCUGCUCUACAAUGGCCCUCUAGGCCCCGCCCAGGCCGGAGAGCAGGAGGACUACAUCGCUCUGGAAUUGAGGAAUGGCGUUCCGACCCUCAGCAUCAGCCAUGGAUCGGGAACACUGACGCUGCAGCUCCCAGCGAGAUCCACUGUCACGGACCGCCGAUGGCACCGCCUGGACAUCGUCAGUGACGGAAAGGCAGUUCAACUGAUCCUAGACCAGUGUUCGGGGGCAGUGGUGAAUGAGGUGGAGGGUCUAGUGGUGGAGGUGCUGGAGACAGAUCAGUCUGGCUGCAAGGCUUCUGGAGAGACCCCUGGCAACCUGAGGUUCCUGAAUGUGAACCAGCCUCUCCAGCUGGGUGGGUUGAAGGAGACCUCCACACACAGACGCUACAAAGCUUUCACUGGCUGCCUCAGGAACCUGGUGGUCGAUAGCAAGGUGUAUGACCUGGGAAUUCCGGGGGAGAGCUUGGAUAGUUCCCCAGGCUGUGGCCUGACAGACGGGGUGUGUGUGACAGCAAGUGGACCCUCCUGUGGUGUCCACGGGACCUGCCUGGGCGAGUGGGGCUCCUUCAGCUGUGACUGUCACCCCGGGUACAGCGGGCACAAGUGUGACAAAGCUCUACCAGAGUGGUCCUUCGUCAGGGACAGUAUGCUACGCUACCAGCUGAGGGGGGGAGGUAGCCCCCGUCGUACACACAUCCAGCUCCUGCUCCGCACGCGCUCCUCCUCUGGCACCCUGCUCUCCAUGACGUCCCGCGGUGCCAACGAGUACAUCAUCCUGGAGAUCGUAGACGGCCACCUGUCGGUGCGUGCCAACCUGGGCGACGGUGCCCACUCCCUCCGCCUGGCCAGCCAGCGGGUCGACGGGGGCCAGUGGGUCCUCGCCAGCUUGUAUCGUCAUGACAACCUCUUCACGCUGCGCCUGGAGCAGGGCGGUGGCUCGCGGGAGGCCAGGGCCUGGAUGGGGAACAGGCGGGAGAUUGUGGUGCACCCCUCCAGUGUGCUGCUGGGAAAUGGACCCACCCCGGGACAAUCUGCUGACUUCCAGGGCUGCCUGCGGGAUGUGAGGCUGAACGGCCACUCCCUCCUUCUGGAUGGUCAGAGUACCGAGUUCAGCACCGUGUUGGAGCGGAGGGGGGUGACUUCAGGCUGUCACUCAGAUGCCUGCAGUGCCAAGCCCUGCCGCAGCCCCCUCUACUGUGUGGACCUGUGGAGGAAACACCAGUGCAGGUGUCCAGGUGGCCAGGUGACGGUGACAGACGAGACAUCAGGCCACCACCGCUGUGUGCCCUCCCCCUGUGGACCCUCGGCCUGCCGUAACAGGGGCACCUGCCACGCCCUGACCCCCGACAGCUGGCAGUGCCGUUGCCCCGAGGGGUUCAGAGGUCAGCGUUGUGAGGUGGGCCAGAUGAAAGCCCACCGUAUGGCCGCCCUCAGCCCGGGCUCCAUCCUGGUCAUCAGCAUGUGUCUGCUCGUCUUCUUCGCUGUGCUGGUAGCUGUGACAGUGUGGUCCCAGAAGGGCAGUCGUAGUAAGUUCCAGAAGAGGGGCGUGUACCACAUCCCUGCAGAACACCAGAGCUGGGAGGACAUCAGAGAGAACAUCCUCAACUACAACGAGGAGGGAGGAGGAGAGCAGGACCAGAAUGCCUAUGACAUCACAGAGCUGAAGAGGCCCCUGUGUUCCAGCCUGUCCCAGUCCUCAUCCUGCACCACCGCCCCCCUCAUCAAGUCCUCCCAGGGCUCCCAGGAGGAGGUGCACCCCGCUGGCUCAGCCUGCAGCUCAGGGACCCCCUACCUCCACAUCCCCCACCACCACCACCGCCAUCAUUUUCACACUAGCAAUGCUAGCUAUACUAAUGAUAGUAAUGAUGCUCAUGCUAGCUCCGUGGGCCACUGCCCCAUGGACUUCAAGAGCUACGUGGCGCGCAUCAUCUGGGAGGCCGACAAUGACAGUCAUGAGUUCCCGCCGGACAGCUAUCAUGUCUGGAGCAUCGAGGGCGCCGGGUCCCCGGUCGGUAGCCUCAGCUCGCUGGGUUCUGCUAUCUCCCACGAUAAUGCAGAGGAAGAGGAGGGAGCAGCCUUCAGCUACGACCGGCUAUCCCACUGGGGGGACAAGUUUGAGGCUCUAAGUGAAAUGUACGAGCGACCGGCGCUGGCGCUGACAUACAUGGAAGCUUUGAGUUACAGUCAGAGUCAGAGGAGCCAUAGUCAGGACAACCUGCCACACCCUUUUUAGGGUACUCAUAAACCACAACCCAUCAUACACUGCAACAUUGACUGACUUAGUACCUGCUAGUGGUUGUGUAUGGUGUGUCAAUGCUGGUUGGUAGUAAGGGAAACCAAGCACACAGAAAAUUGGCUCUUGUUAUUUUUUUCUUCAUGUUGACAGGUUUGCUGAAGCUUUGUGUGGUGGAAGAGGGAUUACAAGUCUUAGUGAGAUGAAUUUAUUUAUUCUGUUUUAUUUCUCUCGGUGUAGUGUUGAAACUGUAUUUAUUUUUGCUCUCAAAUUAUGUUGAACCAACAGGGACAAUGUUGUUCUUCUAUAUUAUAAGGACUUUGAACUUAAUGUGUCAAAUGUAUAUGUUACCGGUACCCAUUUAUUUUGUAUUAUAACGUUUUUGUUUCAGACAUCCUAUUGGAUAAAGACAGUCAUGCCAAGGAAACGGGCAAACAGAGAAGCUCUGAUUUGUUCCUUUACCACAUUCUAUCCUGUGAGAAUAUAUAUUAACAGCAUUUUUGCCCUACACAGGGGGAGUUCCCCUUCUUCAGUUCAGCAGGAGGUAGAUAUGAUCUCUAGGAGGAACCUUAUAUAACUAAAGGAAAAUUGAUUAGACGAAGAAAGCCAUCAAUCGUGUUGCUUGUUCCUUGAUAUGUGUAAAUUAUCAGUUCUCAUGUGCAAGAGAUUCUAGAGCCUCUAGACUAUUGUCAAAUACUUUCCCUUUCAAUCACAGUCUAAUUGCACUAGUGGAUGAUUCUCAGUCUUGAUUGCAGAAUCCAUUUGCCAAAAAAUAAGUACAAACCUUAAAAUGCUUAGAACAGUAAAAGCAUUGUUGAUAUGCCUGGUGAGAAACCUUCACUUGGCAUCAAUUAUGUGUAUUAUAGAAUAUAGUGAUGGGUUUCAGAUAGGAAAUAUUUUUAUACUCCAAUAUAGACAUAAUGAACCCAGCCCUUGUGGUGCACUGUCUUGAUGUGUCUUACAAGGACGUGCUCCUUUCAUCUGUUUCUAGCUCUAUGUUGGUUCAGAGAUGGUGUUGUGUGAUGCCAAUCAUGUCUGAAACUUCCUGUCCUAUCGUCUUGGAAACAAGGAGGGCAGGAUGACCCCACAGUGUCCUGACAACGUCUGAUGAAUGUAUUGUGCUAAAGGAGCCAGGAAAUACAGGGAGGGGUUGGCUGGGGAGGAAUAGUUGUGAGUAGUCAAAGAAAAGUCAAACAGUACAAUCCCAGAAACUCCAUUGCCGACAAUUAUUUUAUAAAUUAUCUGAUUGAAAUGGUUCUAUUUUUGUUGCCGUAGGUAGACAGAAACUCCACAAAACUAGCUUUCCAAAAUGUCUUCACUUUAUGAUUUUGUUCUUGAUAACUCCUAUAUAUAGCUGUAAAAACAAAUAUCUCAUUUUUUCCAUGGCUGUAGAGUUACUGUGAUGCACAGUGGGGACAAAGUGAGAACCAGGAACACUUCCCUAACAAACACACUGAUAAAAUCGCUUCUGGCUAUUGUCUCCAAAUUGUCUCCACAUUUGAAAUUAAUGGGGGUGCCUUUAGUACACUGGUGUUUGGUGCAAUUAUCGACUGCACCCUUACAUUUUUCCCCAUAUAACUUAACUGCAGUUGCUAUGUUUGCAUAUAUUAACCUAAAACUAUAGAUACAAUGGAUAAAUGUGGUUGCAGCCAUACAGUGAUUUUGAUCAGGACACACAUGGACUCCAGAACUCACAAACCCAGUAAGGCUUCACUCCUCGCAGCCCAACGUCCCUACUUACUGUAUUCAGGACUCGAGGUCGUUGUCCCCGUGUUAUUAUAUGUAUAUAUAAUGUACAUAUCUACGUUUUAUAGCAACCUAACGUCAGAUAUUCCUUUUGUAUAUUACUUUUAAUAAAAAUUACUUUUCUU
Messenger RNA from Salvelinus sp. IW2-2015, 7796 nucleotides. The record is from RefSeq and is a predicted model, not a curated record. Lineage: Eukaryota; Metazoa; Chordata; Actinopteri; Salmoniformes; Salmonidae.